CACCGCGGUUCCGCUGGGCCACCGCGGUCAUCCCGUGCGCGCCCGGUCUUGGCAAACGUCGUCCGCAGAGGCACGAACGACGCCUGCACGGCAGCUGCCACGGCCCCGGCUCCCAUUCGCCGGCGCUUGUUUGAGCCUCAGUUGCAGGGCCGCCGAUCGCCGUUGCAUGCACAGAGCGCAGCAGUGCAGCACCGCGUCGCCGUCGCCAACACCACUGCAGCACGCCCGCGGACUCUGGGCGACCCCUCUCUGCGCACGUGCCGGCCCCUUCACCUUCCCCAUCCUGUCACUGGCUGGCGGAGCUACCCAUUGCGCCACCAACACUACUGCAGCACGCCCGUGGACCCUGGCGACCCCUCUCUGCACACGUGCCGGCCCCUUCACCCACUCCGUCCGUAAUUGGCCUGGCGGAGCUCCUGUCCCGCCACCAUGGUGCUCUACAGCUUCUACAUCUUCGACCGCCACACGGAGUGCAUCUACAGCCGCCGCUGGACGCCGCGCCCCGUCUCGUCCUCGGGCGCCGCCAGCGCCUCCAAGACCACGCGGCCGACGUCCAGCGCCUCGCUCGCGUCCGGCGCGCCCACCGACGCCCCCGGCGCGCCCACCCACCGCGGCCUCUCGCACGCCGACGACGAGAAGCUGAUCUUCGGCCUCGUCUUCUCGCUGCGCAACAUGGUCACCAAGCUCGGCGGCGCCGACGACACCUUCCUGUCCUACCGCACCGGCGACUACAAGCUGCACUACUACGAGACGCCCACGCGCAUGAAGUUCGUCAUGCUGACCGACACCAAGGUGCCCAAUCUGCGCCAGUACCUGUACCAGAUCUGGGCGAACCUGUACGUCGAGUACGUGGUGAAGAACCCGCUGGCGCCGACAGAGCAUCCGGGCGGCGUGGGCGUCAGCAACGAGCUGUUUGAGCGCGGGCUGGAGGCGUUCCUGAGUGCAGUGUUGCCAGCUUGAGCGGGAAAAGGACACGGUGGAGUAAACCACGGGCAUGACACGUGCGGAGGAGCCAGCGGUGCCAGGACGAUUUAUGAAUGCUGCGUGUGCUGGACGAUACCCUAUACUGCUAAGGUCGGCCAAGCAUUGAGCUUGAACAGCCGACGUUGUAUAAUGAUACCAAUACCAAUGAUGUUACCAC
Messenger RNA from Boeremia exigua, 1141 nucleotides. RefSeq names its product trafficking protein-like protein particle complex subunit 1. Gene Ontology annotation, biological process: endoplasmic reticulum to Golgi vesicle-mediated transport. The transcript has 2 exons. The coding region runs from base 430 to 960 and encodes 176 amino acids. Gene Ontology annotation, cellular component: TRAPP complex. The record is from RefSeq and is a predicted model, not a curated record. Lineage: Eukaryota; Fungi; Ascomycota; Dothideomycetes; Pleosporales; Didymellaceae.